ACCCCGCCCCCAGGACCAAGCCAGAGCCCCGCCCCUGCCCCUUCCAUCCGAGAACCUCCCCUGAACCCACUCUUCCUCUCCUCCGUCCCGUUUCCUAAAAGCCCUUCCCACAGGCCCCGCCGGAGCCCCUCCCCUCCGUGCAGCCCCAGCCCUGCUGGGGGGGCACCUCCUUUUCCAUCAUCCUCUCCUCCCCAGUUCCCUUUCUCACUUCUGCUGACAUCCUAGGAAAUGCCAGCACACCAAACGCAUCCCCUGGCCUUUCCAACCCUCCCUGCCACACCGCUCCGUGGCUUUCCAAUGUCUUCUAGAACAUUCCGUGCCACCAGUACCUCACCAUGACAACACCGGGAUCCUCGGUCGUCUGCACACAUCCCCCCCUGACCAUCGCCCACUGAGGCGCCCAAUCCCCUUGGCCAGUUUUUGUGGAGCCCCCGCCCCCCACCAUAGCCCCUGCUUUGUGCCCUCCUUGAAACCCCACCACCCCAAGCCUGCCUCUCGUCCUAACUCUUCUGCCUUUUCCUUCCCGGCCCAGCCCGCCCGCGGCCCACGGUCCACUUCGUCUCUUCCCCGUGGGCUGCCUCCCGCCAUGUCCCCCUGAGCCUCCGAGGAGGGGGGCUCAGGGGGCCCGAUGGCCUCCCGCCCCCCGUGGCCCCACAGCCCCCGUGGGCCGGGGGAGGCAUCCGGGAAGCCGCAGUGCCGACGAUGGUUAACCGGACGUGGGAGGGCUGCCACGUGGACUCCCAGGUGGACCAGCUCUUCCCCCCGUCCCUCUACAUCUUUGUCAUCGGCGUAGGGCUGCCCGCCAACUGCCUGGCGCUGUGGGCGGCCUACCGCCAGGUGCGGCAGCGCAACGAGCUGGGCGUGUACCUGAUGAACCUGAGCAUCGCCGACCUGCUCUACAUCGGCACGCUGCCGCUGUGGGUCGACUACUUCCUACACCACGACAACUGGAUCCACGGCCCCGGCUCCUGCAAGCUCUUCGGCUUCGUCUUCUACACCAACAUCUACAUCAGCAUCGCCUUCCUGUGCUGCAUCUCCGUGGACCGCUACCUGGCCGUGGCGCACCCGCUGCGCUUCGCCCGCCUGCACCGCGUCAAGACCGCCGUGGCCGUGAGCUCCGUGGUCUGGGCCACGGAGCUGGGCGCCAACUCGGCGCCGCUGUUCCACGAUGAGCUCUUCCGUGACCGCUACAACCACACCUUCUGCUUCGAGAAGUUCCCCAUGGAAGGCUGGGUGGCCUGGAUGAACCUCUACCGCGUCUUCCUGGGCUUCCUCUUCCCGUGGGCGCUCAUGCUGCUGUCGUACCGUGGCAUCCUGCGGGCUGUGCGGGCCAGCGUGUCCACCGAGCGCCAGGAGAAGGCCAAGAUCAAGCGGCUGGCGCUCAGCCUCAUCGCCAUCGUGCUGGUCUGCUUCGCGCCCUACCACGCGCUCCUGCUCUCGCGCAGCGCCGUCUACCUGGGCCGCCCCGGGGACUGCGGCUUCGAGGAGCGCGUCUUCUCCGCCUACCACAGCUCCCUGGCCUUCACCAGCCUCAACUGCGUGGCCGACCCCAUCCUGUACUGCCUGGUGAACGAGGGCGCCCGCGGCGACGUGGCCAAGGCGCUGCACGACCUGAUGCGCUUCCUGGCCAGCGACAAGCCCCAGGCGAUGGCCACCGCCUCACUCACCCUGGAGACCCCACUCACGUCCAAGAGGAACAGCGCGGCCAAGGCCCUGGCGGCCGGCUGGGGGGCCGCCCCGCCCUCCCAGGGGGACCAGGUGCAGCUCAAGAUGCUGCCGGCAAAGUGAGCCCCGCCUGGCGGGAAUCUCACCCCCCCAGCCCCCUCCUGGCUGUUUAUACAAACUGUAUGUAAAUGAGGCCGUGGUAAUAUUC
Lepus europaeus (European hare) is the source of this 1873-nucleotide messenger RNA. It is a transcript of the gene GPR4, whose product is annotated as G protein-coupled receptor 4. Gene Ontology annotation, cellular component: membrane. The record is from RefSeq and is a predicted model, not a curated record. The coding region runs from base 703 to 1788 and encodes 361 amino acids. Lineage: Eukaryota; Metazoa; Chordata; Mammalia; Lagomorpha; Leporidae. Gene Ontology annotation, biological process: G protein-coupled receptor signaling pathway. The transcript has a single exon. Gene Ontology annotation, molecular function: G protein-coupled receptor activity.